Messenger RNA from Callorhinchus milii (elephant shark), 1723 nucleotides. Its product is annotated as C-X-C motif chemokine 3. Gene Ontology annotation, cellular component: extracellular region. Gene Ontology annotation, biological process: inflammatory response; neutrophil chemotaxis; antimicrobial humoral immune response mediated by antimicrobial peptide. NCBI's taxonomy places the organism in Eukaryota, Metazoa, Chordata, Chondrichthyes, Chimaeriformes, Callorhinchidae. Bases 145 to 549 code for a protein of 134 amino acids. The record is from RefSeq and is a predicted model, not a curated record. The transcript is spliced from 5 exons. Gene Ontology annotation, molecular function: CXCR chemokine receptor binding; chemokine activity.
ACAACGUGUUUGCAGCUCCAGACUACUCGAGUGCUACUGCUCCCACCUUCCCAUUAGAGAAGAGUCUCAGAAGAAAUCUUACAACAGCACGAGGAAGUGGAACCACCGCAAAAGAUCCUGUCCCACCAGCCGUCCCAAAACAAGAUGAGUUGCGUGCUUCGAGUGGCAAGCCUGCUAACAGCAGUAUUAUACCUGCUGUCACAAUCCUCGGAGGUCAAAGCUAACCUAAAUCCACUGAGAUGCUUUUGCUUGAAAUUAAUUGAUACCGUGCCUCCCCAAUACAUCAAGAACUUUGAAAUAAUACCAAGAGGGUCCCAUUGCAAGAACACCGAAAUCAUAUUAACAUGGCAGGUGAGAGACAAAGAGAUGAAAUCCUGCCUUAAUCCCAAAGGACGUCAGGGCAAGAGGCUGCAAAGGUGCUUUAAAAGAAUCCAGAACGACUCAAGCAAAAAGAAUGAGUGCAUUAGAAGAAUGAAGAGACGCCGCAGAGGGAACAGGAAGGGGCGCAAAAGCUCUAGGAGGUCACAGGCCACACCCGAACAACAUUGAGCCCAACUGGUGGACAACACUGACGAUCCGAUAACGUCUAGAACACAAACUUUAUAUGUGCUUUACAGAACGUUACUCCUGCCAUACACAGCUGGGUGCCCUGUGCUCUUUGUAAAAUGUGGAACUUCACGCUGGGAUAAACGUUUGGCUCUGAUGUUGGGCAAAAUACAUAUACAAUAUGUUUAUUAUAGUUUCUAUCACCUCAGGCAUUUGACACUCUUGGCAUGGCAUCCAAGAUGGAGUGUAAUAAUAAUACUACUACUAAUAAUAAUCCUUGCAUUUGAUGUAGUGCCUGAUCAUUCGAGAUGUCUCGAGGUGGUGCUUCACUGAAUAUGUUUUAAGUGAAUUGAAUGUAUAUUUUGUGGGCGAAACGCAGCAGCCAAUUGCGCACAGCAGAUAAUAUAUAUUUAUGGUUGUACUUAUUAUAUAUAUGAAAUAUGUUAAAGCAGUACUGUAUGUAGAGAUACUAACAACUGUCUGUGGGACCACUGCAAUGUCAAAGAAACUUUGUUACAACAACAACUUGCAUUUAUAUAGCACCCCUCACGCAGGAAUGUGUCUCAGAGUGCUUGACAGUAGCUGAGCCUAACAUUUAGAUUGCAUUGAUUCAUACUGGAGCAAUAUGGUUAGAAAUGUCUACCACUAUGUGCAGAUUAGGGAUUUUGUACAUAGGAAACAACUGUGCACAAACAGUUGAUAACACAGGCGUUUUACCAUACACCAAUGUGCUCUCCCUCUAUCGGGGGAUAUUUCACCAGAUACAUUGUGGCACCAAGAGAUAGCGAGGAUGUGAGUGGCUCUCAACCUGUUGCCAGUGAUGCUUAGAGCAAUGUUGGGCAAUGUGCCAGGGAUGCUUUUCCUUCUGACUUUCUUUCCCUCUGUGCCGAGGAAAGAGAAGAAGGGCAGACAUGCGACACACAUCCCGGUUCAUGAAAGUUCAUGGUUAAAAGGCUCUGCCUCACCAGUCUUUCAACGAUGACAACAAAUUGCACUUAUAUUUACUUGGUGGGGGGGAGGUGUCAAACACGUCUCGAUGACCUUCAAAAGGGUUUAGGAGUGCAUUACGUUCAAUUUUUUCAAAAUAUAUAUAUUAUUGUGAGAAAACAAAGAAAAAAGUACAAAUUGCACGUGUUACAUGAAAAGAAAAUUGUUUUAAUAAAAGUCAAAAAAGUCA